AUGAUAGCAAUAAAAGGGACUGGAAGGUUCCUCCUGAAGAAUUGUAGGAUUUGGCAGAGGCGUGUGUCCAACAGGCCAAUACAGUCGAGAAAAGGCUAUAAAGUAUUAGCCAUUGAAACUUCUUGCGAUGAUACAUGCGUUUCAGUGUUAGACAGGCUCUCAACAAAUACAGCUCCAACUGUGUUAGCGAAUUUGAAAGACACUCUGGAUAGUAUUGAUGAAGGUGGUAUUAUUCCAACAAAGGCUCACAUCCAUCACCAAGCUCGGAUAGGACCCUUAACUGAAAGAGCCCUGACAGAAAGUAAUGCGAGAGAAGAAAUUGAUCUCAUAUGUGUUACAAGGGGUCCUGGUAUGCCUGGUUCUUUGUCAGGUGGAUUGGAUUUUGCGAAAGGUUUGGCUGUUGCCUGGAACAAACCACUCGUUGGCGUACAUCACAUGCUGGGACACUUGCUGAUACCAAGAAUGGCGACAAAUGGAAAAGUGCCACAAUUCCCCUUCGUUAGCCUGCUGGUUAGUGGAGGUCAUACUACAUUUGUUUUGUCACGAGCAAUUAACGAUCAUGAGAUAUUAUGUGACAGUAUCGAUAUUGCUGUGGGUGACUCAUUGGAUAAAUGUGGUAGAGAACUUGGUUUCAAGGGUACCAUGAUAGCUAGGGAAAUGGAAAAUUUCAUUAAUCAAGAUAUUAACGACCAAGAUUUGGCUUUAAAGCUAGAAAUGCCUAGUCCAUUGAAAUACAAUCCUAGUAGGAGAAAUAUGCUGUCGUUUUCAUUUUCAGCAUUUAUCACCGCAUUGAGAACCAAUUUGGUAAAAUUAGGUAAAACACAAGUCCAUGAACUGCCAGAAUACGAAAUACGGUCAAUUGCAUAUCAAGUACAGGAAUCUAUCUUUGAUCAUAUUAUAAAUAAACUGAAACAUGUACUCAAAUCACAACCCGAGAAGUUUGAAAAUGUGCAUGAAUUUGUAUGUUCCGGUGGAGUGAGUAGUAAUCAAAGGCUGAGAACAAAAUUAGAAACGGAACUGGGCACGUUGAACUCUGCAAGCUUUUCUAAUUUUCAUUAUCCUCCUCUUGAUCUUUGUAGUGACAACUCUAUUAUGAUCGGCUGGGCAGGUAUUGAGAUAUGGGAAAGUCUAGGAUUAGUUAGUGAUUUGGACAUGUGUCCUAUUAGACAAUGGCCAUUGAAUGAUCUAUUAAAUGUUGAUGGUUGGAGAAAAGGCCAGCUAUGA
Saccharomyces paradoxus is the source of this 1224-nucleotide messenger RNA. It is a transcript of the gene QRI7, whose product is annotated as putative N(6)-L-threonylcarbamoyladenine synthase. NCBI's taxonomy places the organism in Eukaryota, Fungi, Ascomycota, Saccharomycetes, Saccharomycetales, Saccharomycetaceae. Gene Ontology annotation, cellular component: mitochondrion. Gene Ontology annotation, biological process: mitochondrial tRNA threonylcarbamoyladenosine modification. The transcript has a single exon. The coding region runs from base 1 to 1224 and encodes 407 amino acids. The record is from RefSeq and is a predicted model, not a curated record.